This is a messenger RNA of Prorocentrum cordatum, 937 nucleotides long. NCBI's taxonomy places the organism in Eukaryota, Dinophyceae, Prorocentrales, Prorocentraceae. The record is from the annotation of a GenBank genome assembly.
GCGCGCUGCUCGGAGGCGGCCCCGCCGCGGGCGGGGGGCUCUUCGCUGGCGGAGCGGCGCUCGGCAGCGGAGGCGCGCCGUCCGGGGGCACCGAGGCGGCGGGCAGCGGCGGCGGAGGCGCGCCCCCGGCGGCGCAGGAGCCGGGCUCCGAGCGCGAGGCGCCCUCCGAGAGGGCGGGCGCCCGGCCCGCGCCCUUCUCGAAGUCGGGCGGCGCGCCGCCGCCCGAGCGCGCGGGCGCCUCCGAGCCGGCGCCGCUGCGGCUGACCAGCGGCGAGCACCAGGCCGCCAAGGGCCUCCUCCGCAGCUGGGACCAGCGCCUGGGCGCCCAGGUGAAGCGCUUCCAGGCCAGUGCGGAGGAGGCGCUGCAGGUGGACCGAGAGCUAUCGGAGCACAGCGCCCAGGCCCGCAGGCUCCGCGACAAGUACGAGACGAUGCUCGCCAGACAGAAGGCCGUGGACCACUCGCUGGACCUGAUCUGGGAGCAGCAGGACGCGCUCAGGGGCAUGAUCAAGGGGCUCAAGGGCUUCGCCUGCGCAGACGCGCCAGAUGGGAAGAGGAAGCAGGCGGAGCAGCGGACGCAGUCGGUGAAGAGCCAGCUCGACGAGAUCGAGAAGCAGGCGGACCUGCUCGCCAGGCAGACCGAGUGCUUCCAGGCCGCCGACUACUCCGCGCCGCUGCGGCGCGUUGGCCACGUGCUCGGCGCGCACUCCUCCGAGCUGGACGCCAUUGAGGAAUGGGGUUGUCGUCGAGAGGAAGCUGCGCAUGGCGGAGAGCUCGCGGUAGCUCGCUCGAGGCUCGGCGCGCGCGCGCCGGCGAGCUGCAGAGCCUCGGAACAAGUGCCUCGCUGCUGCUGCUGCUCUUCUUUUUGUUCAGCUCUUUUGGUGCAGCUCCUACAUAGAAGCACAUCGCUGCGGAGGCAACUGCAGCUCCUACUGCA